Messenger RNA from Hymenoscyphus albidus, 1277 nucleotides. The record is from the annotation of a GenBank genome assembly. NCBI's taxonomy places the organism in Eukaryota, Fungi, Ascomycota, Leotiomycetes, Helotiales, Helotiaceae.
GAUAAUUAUCGUGGAAUCCCCCGAUAUCGAAACGUUUAUAUCGUGCCCAAGUCUGUUCAAACAGAAUGAUGUGAAAGGUCAUAAUCUAUGUUAUCUUGAGUCGUUUUCGCAAAGCUUCAGCCUCCUCUUCAUGACCACUUCUCUUGUCGCUCCUAAAUCAUUUUUCGAUUAUACCUUGAAGCUAUCCAGAGUACAGAAUGUCAGAUGAUGAGAAUGACGGUCCAUUGACCGCCGAUGAAGAACGGGAAUGGGAGGAGAUGGAACUCAACCGAAUUCGACAACGAAAACUCGCAUUUCAGUUCGAUGGGACUCCGACUAAUCUCCGUCAUCAUCAAUGGCUGGUAAAUAAGCGCCAGCGGAAGCAUCAAAAACUGGAGAAUGCAACGAAUGCGAAACCUAAAACCCUGAAUAGCUCUGAGGAGCGGGCCGCACUUAAUAUCGAGCAGCUGGGAGAACCAAGGAGUCGACUAACUGGUAUUAUCAAUCCAGCGGAAGAAAUUGUGAGUCUUUUCAAUUGCAAUCCGAGCUGUGAUGAACUAACAACCGUGAGUCACGGUCUAUGGAAUUAGUCGCAAUAUCUUCUGAGGGAGAGGUUCUGAACCAGAUGAACGUCAACCUGCAUUCCCCUAGAAAGGAUGAAUGGUUCGGAAUAGUGGCGAUUAUUGAUUCGGGGACUGAAGAGAACUGGAUAUCCGAAGCAAUCGUGACGGAAUAUCAAUUAAGGGAAGAAGCGGGAAAUCCUAUUUGUUGCACGGAUUUUGGAGGGGGCCGAAUUGAAUCCGAUAGAUGUGUCAAACUUACUUGGCGAAGAGAACGAGCAAAGAAGACAGAGAGGGCAUAUUUUCAUGUUGGGAAGGAUGCACCCUUCGAUGUACUUUUCGGUAGUAACAUCGUGCGUGCUGCCCCAGCUCUUUUCAGAGCAAAUACCACUGAGCCUGCCUUAGUCCUAGUACAAGACAUGCCCAGCGUAAGGUUUUCCUCUUCCUGGCGUUGGCUGACCUCUCGCUGCAAUCUGCUAAUAUGGAUGUGUUUAGAAUACUGAGAAAAGAACAAUUGAGCAGAACAGGACUGAACACAGGGCUCGGUCUCAAGCUGUAGCUGAGAGGGCGAAAGAAAAACAACAGAUCGCUAAACGAAAGCAAAAUGGGAUGUUACAGAAGGACAAAGAUUUGCCAGAAAAGAGUCCUUAAAGAAGCCUAUAAUGAAGGAAUACGUAAGAGAGGGGUAUUUGAACGUUUUUGAUAAUAGCAAAGAAUUUAUCUCAUAUACUCACCUAA